This is a messenger RNA of Talpa occidentalis (Iberian mole), 1387 nucleotides long. Its product is annotated as BRCA2-interacting transcriptional repressor EMSY-like. The record is from RefSeq and is a predicted model, not a curated record. Lineage: Eukaryota; Metazoa; Chordata; Mammalia; Eulipotyphla; Talpidae. Gene Ontology annotation, cellular component: nucleoplasm. The transcript has 9 exons. Gene Ontology annotation, biological process: regulation of DNA-templated transcription. Bases 1 to 1365 code for a protein of 454 amino acids.
AUGCCUGUUGUGUGGCCAACCCUUUUGGAUCUCAGCAGGGAUGAAUGCAAAAGGAUUCUUCGAAAAUUGGCUGAAGUGGUUAUGGAGCAACACAUCACAACUACUGUAGAUUGGUUUGGACUUCUGGGCUUGGGGGCCUUGAAUCAAGAGAUUAUGUUUAAUAUAAAAAUGGUAGCCUUUAAAUUUAAACUAAGCCCUAAUUUUAGUCCCAGCUCUAUGUGUAAUGCUCAUGGAGAGCUGCAUCUAUACAAAAGAAAACAGCCUUUCUACAGGGUUCCAGGAGGACAAGAGCAUACAUGUAUCAUGUAUGCUGACGUUCCACUGACUAAAGCAAAUAAUGCCAAGCCAAAGUCAGAAUUGGAGGCGUAUGCUGGAGUUAUCAGUGCACUUCGGGCACAGGGAGAUCUCACCAAGGAAAAGAAAGAUCUUCUUGGAGAACUCUCGAAAGUUCUUAGCAUCUCAACAGAACGCCACCGUGCUGAAGUUCGGAGAGCAGUAAACGAUGAACGGUUAACAACAAUUGCACAUAAGUCGUCGAUUGGUACCACUGAUGCCCGGCUGGUUCCCCAGACCGCCUUCACUGUAACAGCUAAUGCUGUUGCCAAUGCAGCUAUCCAGCACAAUGCAUCCCUUCCAGUGCCCGCGGAAACAGGAAGCAAGGAAGUAGUGGUUUGCUAUUCCUACACAAGUACCACGUCAACCCCAACCUCUACCCCUGUUCCAAGUGGCAGCAUAGCAACGGUUAAGUCUCCAAGACCUGCCAGUCCUGCCUCCAAUGUAGUUGUCUUGCCAAGUGGAAGUACUGUUUAUGUCAAAAGUGUUAGUUGUUCAGAUGAAGAUGAAAAACCCAGAAAACGAAGGCGAACAAACUCUUCUAGCUCCUCCCCUGUUGUCCUGAAGGAAGUUCCAAAGGCUGUUGUUCCAGUCUCAAAGACCAUCACUGUGCCUGUGAGUGGCAGUCCCAAGAUGAGCAACAUCAUGCAGAGCAUUGCCAACUCCUUACCACCUCAUAUGUCUCCUGUGAAAAUAACAUUUACCAAACCAUCAACACAAACAACAAACACAACAACACAGAAGGUUAUUAUAGUGACCACAUCACCAAGUUCAACCUUCGUGCCCAACAUUCUCUCCAAAUCCCAUAACUAUGCAGCAGUCACUAAGCUUGUACCAACAUCAGUCAUUGCUUCCACAACUCAGAAGCCACCAGUGGUUAUAACUGCUUCACAGUCCUCCUUGGUCAGUAGUAGCAGCAGUGGCAGCAGCAGUUCUACACCAUCACCUAUUCCCAAUACAGUUGCAGUAACAGCUGUGGUAUCUUCCACGCCAUCUGUGGUCAUGUCAACAGUAGCACAAGGUGAGUGGUGAUUCACCAUGUCAUUUUGUCCCU